AUGAAGAGUCUGAUUCUGCUGUGCGUCCUGCUGGUCGCCUCUCAGGCCAAGGUCUUCAAGAAGUGCGAGCUGUCCCGGGUGAUGAAACAAAACGGUUUGGCCGACUACCUAGGCAUCACUUUGCCCAACUGGGUCUGUAUGGCAUACCAAGAAAGUGGUUAUAAUACUCAGGUCAUCCAACACAUUUCCGACGGCAGCACCAGCUACGGGAUUUUCCAGAUCAACAGCCAUCACUGGUGUGACGAUGGCAAAACCCGUGGAGCCAGGAAUGACUGCAAAAUCUCCUGCUUUAAGUUCUUAGACGGUGAUCUCAGGGAUGACAUAGAGUGCGCUAAGAAGAUCGCGCAGAUAUACCGUGGGAUGUCAGCCUGGGUGGGCUGGACAUUGUUCUGUCGGGGUCACGACCUUUACCAGUACAAGUGCUAGAGCCCCCCAGCCCUCGGCCCGGCCCGGAGGGGCCCUCUUCUCCCCCGGCUCAGCGAUCCUCGACCGCAGACUCCCGGACCCCAGCCCCGGCUCCCCGGACCCCAGCUCCUGCUCCCUGGAUCGCUCCC
Messenger RNA from Tachyglossus aculeatus (Australian echidna), 554 nucleotides. Its product is annotated as lysozyme C I-like. Lineage: Eukaryota; Metazoa; Chordata; Mammalia; Monotremata; Tachyglossidae. Gene Ontology annotation, molecular function: lysozyme activity. The record is from RefSeq and is a predicted model, not a curated record. The transcript has 4 exons. The coding region runs from base 1 to 426 and encodes 141 amino acids.